Molecule: messenger RNA, 1115 nt
Organism: Zalophus californianus (California sea lion)
Lineage: Eukaryota; Metazoa; Chordata; Mammalia; Carnivora; Otariidae
Gene: GLOD4
Product: glyoxalase domain containing 4
Exons: 9
Coding region: 67-963 (298 amino acids)
Source: RefSeq, a predicted model, not a curated record
UCACGACCUGUCUGCGCAUCUGCGGGCUGACAGGCUCACACCCCUGACCGUGUGGAGCUGGUGGCUAUGGCUCCUCGUCGAGCUUUGCACUUCGUAUUCAAAGUGGGAAACCGCUUCCGGACGGCGUGUUUCUUCCGCGAUGUCCUGGGAAUGAAGAUUCUGCGGCAUGAGGAAUUUGAAGAAGGCUGCAAAGCUUCCUGUAAUGGGCCUUAUGAUGGGAAAUGGAGUAAGACAAUGGUGGGAUUUGGACCUGAGGAUGAUCAUUUUGUCGCAGAACUGACUUACAAUUAUGGCAUCGGACACUACAAGCUUGGCAAUGACUUCAUGGGUAUCACACUCGCUUCUAGCCAGGCUGUCAGCAAUGCCAGGAAGCUGGAGUGGCCACUCAGUGAAGUUACAGAAGGUGUUUUUGAAACCGAGGCCCCAGGAGGGUAUAAGUUCUAUUUGCAGAAUCGCAGUCCACCUCAGUCAGAUCCUGUAUUAAAAGUAACUCUAGCAGUGUCUGAACUUCAGAAGUCCUUGAACUACUGGUCUAAUCUACUGGGAAUGAAAAUUUAUGAAAAAGAUGAAGAGAAGCAAAGGGCUUUGCUGGGCUAUGCUGAUAACCAGUGUAAGCUGGAGCUACAGGGUAUCAAGGGUACAGUUGAUCAUGCAGCAGCUUUUGGAAGAAUUGCCUUUUCUUGUCCCCAAAAAGAGUUACCGGACUUAGAAGACUUAAUGAAAAGGGAGAACCAGAAGAUUCUGACUCCCCUGGUGAGUCUGGAUACUCCAGGGAAAGCAACAGUACAAGUGGUCAUUCUGGCUGACCCUGAUGGACAUGAAAUUUGCUUUGUGGGGGAUGAAGCAUUUCGAGAACUUUCUAAGAUGGAUCCUGAGGGAAACAAAUUGUUGGAUGACGCAAUGGCGGCAGAUAAAAGUGAUGAGUGGUUUGCUAGACAAAAUAAAUCAAAGGCUUCGGGGUAACAGAAGACAUGAUGUGGAACAAGCAUUUGUGAUUCCUGUCUAGCACCUGCAAGGCCUGAUGUGUCCGUGCAUGAUAAAUGCUCUCACAACUUGGUUGUUUCCUGUACAGGCAAGGAGGCUGGGGUGGUGAAGAUCUGUGUGUUUUAAUCUUU